Pestalotiopsis fici W106-1 is the source of this 192-nucleotide messenger RNA. RefSeq lists its product as uncharacterized. The record is from RefSeq and is a predicted model, not a curated record. The coding region runs from base 1 to 192 and encodes 63 amino acids. Lineage: Eukaryota; Fungi; Ascomycota; Sordariomycetes; Amphisphaeriales; Sporocadaceae. The transcript has a single exon.
AUGGCGGCACCGAGCUUAGCAGGAGUCAAGCGGUCCUUUGGGGAGAUGGCCGCGGCAAAUGCCCAGUUGGCGGGCUUAAGCCAUUCGUGGGGCAGUGACAGCGAUCGACUACCAAAAGCACCAGCACGCCAGAGGAAACAUGCUACUAGCGAGUGCCCCUCCAAAGUUGACUGUAAGCCAUGCCACUCCUGA